This is a messenger RNA of Adineta ricciae, 546 nucleotides long. The record is from the annotation of a GenBank genome assembly. Lineage: Eukaryota; Metazoa; Rotifera; Eurotatoria; Adinetida; Adinetidae.
AUGAUCGAAGAAGAGAAAUAUUAUAAAAGCAUGGAAGAAUCGAACGAUGAAUGUUAUAAACAAAUCCUAUGCUUCAAUGAUUGUAUCCAACAUCAUGAAAGAAAUUUUCUAAUCAAAAUCAAUCCAAUAGAUCGAUUACGUUUCUGUAUAUUAUUAGUUCUGAUCUUGACAUCUCAGUCCAAUGCUCUGCCAACUCCUCCGAGUAGAUACGACACAUAUCCUGUUGCUAUGGUUCAAAUUGUCGAUCGCGUAACCACAUCGACGUCUCAUCCACAAGUGAAUUCAUACAAAAUCUACCGACGUAUUCCUCACUCGAGUUAUUCGAAUCAUGCUGUUGAGCAUGCGUAUAGUCCAACGAAUAUCAAUCCUCAACAAGAGUUCAAACGUGAACGAUAUCGACGCACAAUGAUCGAGCGAUUGUUUACAAGUUUCGAUGAAGAUGUUAAUGGGCAAUUAUCAAAAGACGAAUUGUAUUCAUUGAGUUUGCGCUUAAAUAUUUUCCCAAAGUUUCAUCGGUUUCUUAAACAAACAUCAACAGGAAAAUAA